UUUAGCGUGUUGCCUCUAAUUAAUAAAACAAAAGACAGUGGAUGCCAACCAGCCUGCUUUUAUCAAUGUUUUAGGAAACUGUCAGUCGGAUUUAUCUAGAUAAUCUGGAUUCCUAAUGUAAAGUGACCACAGCAAGACAGGAAAUAAAUAGUUUGUGCUGUCUUUUCGCGGCGGCUCUGCAGCUUGCAACUUUCUUCUGAAGCUACGCAACUGUAGCGGUGCUUCCUUUGUUAUUUGCUCAGGUCUGUGAUAUUAGGAUAGCUUCAUGUACGAUGGAUGUUUAUAAUUUUAAAGAUCUCUUUCUAGUCAGAAGAAUGUUUGAUAGUAGCUUAUUUGUCGUUUCUACAAACAAUGCGACCAACGCCAAGCCCCAUGGAUGUAAUAACGGGGCCCUCCUGGACAGAUUCGGGGUUCUUAUCCAGGGUCUGCUAGCAAUUGUUGCCUUCAGCACUUUGAUGUUAAAAAGGUUCAGAGAACCCAAAGGGGAGAGACGGCCAUGGAGAAUUUGGCUUUACGACACUUCUAAGCAGGCUAUUGGUGCCCUUUUUAUCCACUUUGCAAAUGUGUUCCUAUCAAACCUCACAGAGGAAGACCCGUGUUCACUAUACUUGAUGAACUUCCUGCUGGAUGCUACUCUGGGGAUGCUGCUGAUCUGGGCUGGAGUGAAAGCUAUUUCCUGUGUCGUGGAGUGUAAGCAGGUAACACUGUUAACCUUUGGAGAAUAUGGUGACCCUCCCCAGGCAGCUGCAUGGAUUGGACAGUGUGCUCUGUACAUGCUUAUCAUGGUCUUUGAGAAAACUGUGAUAAGUCUUGUUCUUCUUUUUCCUGGUUGGACCAAACUUCAAGAAGUUUUGCUGGAUUCCAUUCCAAAUCCACAGCUGGAGCUGGUGCUGGUGAUGCUGAUUGUGCCUUUCAUAGUCAAUGCAAUUAUGUUUUGGGUUGUGGACAGCUUGCUGAUGCGAAAAUAUAAAAACAAGAUUACCCCAGAGAGUCCAGAAAGCAGUAAAUCUGUAGAGGUUUCAGCAAGGCUAGACGAUGAAGAGUCACAGGUGCUGUUGGCUGCUGGUAAUGACACUGACCCAUCAGAGAGUGAACACGAUGGAGACUUCAUACAAGAUCCCUGCAAGAUCAAGAUAAUGGACUCUUCUUACUGUCAACAAGUGUAGAUGCAAUUCCCUCAGGCAAGGAGAGAACAGCCUUUUUAAUGCCGUUUCAGCACUCCAUCAGAACUAAUGUCCCUCUUCAUGCCCUGAUAUUAUACAUAGUGUGAUUGAUAGCUAGCUGAAGUGUACAUUUUUGCAGUUGACUGUGAAGAACAUACAAUAUUAAACAUGGGUCUUCCAUAUUCUGAGAAACAACUAUGUAUGUAAAACUUUAGUCUAUUUUACAUAUCUUUCUUUGAAUUUCUGUUAUAUACUGUGAAUUCAGUCUAGACAGGUGACUUAUUUUUUAGGUGCAGACCAUGAACCUUUUCUACUGUGACUUGAACCUGAAAACUUUGCACCACUGACCAAGCAUUAUUGUAUUACCGAUUUCAGUGCCAUUUAAGGACCAAAACCAUAUCAAAUAAAUUGUAAAAUACAUGCCUAAAUGCACAGUAUAGUCUCUCUGGUGGUUUUAUGUAGGUGGACAGUACAAUUUUCAUUGGUGUACUCUGCCAUAGAGAUCUGAAGUUAGCUCCAAGUCUGCCAAUUGUUUAAGUAAUAACAGGUUGAAAUGGGAGUCUUUACCUGAAUGUUAGCAAACAAAAAGAAUACUGUAUGUGUUUCAGCUAAUGAAGGCUAAAGCAGUGUGCAGAACACUUCUCAAAUGAUUUUGAACAUUCUUGUUCAUUUUAUAUUAAAUUACUUUAUUUUGUUGCAAUAAAAAAAAAAAUUAACCUUCUCAUAAACUGAAAACAUCUGGUUUACAUUUUGAGUUUUGGAAGUAUUGAGUACAUCAAGAAAUAAAUGAAAUUUACCUCCCUUACUGUAAAGCACAAUUAUUUGAGUUUAUCAGAGAGACACCACAACGAACAGACAAUCUAUUCUAAAUAGAUUGGAGCACAGUAUUGCAGUGUUAAUGUUAUCUAUAGUAACCACAAUCAAAGUACGUUUUUGUGAACACAUUUGUAUAUUUUUACAUUGCUGUUAUUGGAAAUAUUAAGGAAAAUACAUUUCAAAAUUCACUGUUUAUUUUGAUUUUAAAAAGAUAAGUUAUGUAAAGUGUCUGAUUAUUAUUAUUUUUUGUUAUUCCUUAAGUGUCGGUUCUUUAUGAUGGAUUACAUUGAAACUGAUAAUAAAAGUCAGCAUUGUUUGUUUGUUGUUUUGACUGCAUUCUAGUAAUUGAGCGUGUCCCAUGUGAUUGUGCAUGAUUCAAUUGCCCGUGUUUCUGUGACCACACCAAUAUGGCUGACAGCAGUCCUGCUAGCGGAGGGGUGCACAGUUCCGGUCCUCUAGGUCCGGAGGACUCCUGAACUUUGUUCCACAUAUACAUGAAGUUAAUUAACUUUUCAGGUCUUCAUCUGUUAAUUGUUUAAUGGUACCUGAAAUAAACCUGUUCACCCCUGUUCUGCAAUUGUAAAACAGCUGAAUGGCUUUGUGCAAACUUUACCAACUGUAUUACCAAUCAUAUACAGGUGUUUUUUGAGAGAGAUUUAAUAGAUUAAAAUCAUGUUACAA
Messenger RNA from Polyodon spathula (Mississippi paddlefish), 2660 nucleotides. RefSeq names its product store-operated calcium entry regulator STIMATE-like. The transcript is spliced from 8 exons. NCBI's taxonomy places the organism in Eukaryota, Metazoa, Chordata, Actinopteri, Acipenseriformes, Polyodontidae. The coding region runs from base 273 to 1166 and encodes 297 amino acids. Gene Ontology annotation, cellular component: membrane. The record is from RefSeq and is a predicted model, not a curated record.